GUUUUGUUGAUUAUAGAAUAAUUAUCUAUUCAUUAGUUGUUGAAGAACUUUAAGGAUGCUACUGCAGUAGAUAGUUACUAGCAAUCAGCUAGCCUGUCUUUGCUUUUAUUCUUCAUUUUCUUCGUGUCAGUCAACACGACAUUGUUGGUGGGUCGGGUUGCAUCCAUGGUUCGGAGGAUGUUGGUUCUGGGAAUGAACAAUCAAACAAGCAAACAAUCAAGCCAUUGUUCCUGGAUUACCCGUGGAUACUACCCCCCGACCGCAACUAUAUUGUAGACCAAUGUGGGAGCGAUGUCUUGGUUAUUAUGCAUUCUGAAGCUGUCUGCGCUUCGUGUAUGCUACCACUGAUGUCUGUGAGACACAUGGUGCAGCAUACUACUUGUGCUGUCCCGAUGUUCUGCAAGAACAUCAGAUCAUGCUGCUGGUUGUUGAUCGAUCGCUGCAUUGACUCGCAGUCAAACCCCUGUGGCAAAGAUCAAGCACAAAAAUCUGAAAAUAGAACAGCACAAAAAGCAAUGUGGGCUUAUUGUUGCCUGGUACCUGCAUUGGCGAGGUGACCGAUCAAUUUUCGGUGGAACGAUCUGGG
This is a messenger RNA of Aspergillus welwitschiae, 586 nucleotides long. RefSeq lists its product as uncharacterized. Bases 306 to 557 code for a protein of 83 amino acids. The transcript has a single exon. The record is from RefSeq and is a predicted model, not a curated record. NCBI's taxonomy places the organism in Eukaryota, Fungi, Ascomycota, Eurotiomycetes, Eurotiales, Aspergillaceae.